AUGACUAGAGAAUCGAUAUCCUCAAAAUCUGAUCAACUUUCUCGUAAUACAAAUUCUUCAUUAUUAUUGACAUGGUUAACAAGUUUAUUUGGUGGUAUGUUAAUCUCGUCGUGUUGUGUAGUACAAUUACUGUUGAAUUUAUUUUGUAUUGGGUGUGCUGGAUUAAAUACACUAUUAAAACCAUAUAGACUCUUUUUUAUCACUUUUACAUUAGCUAGUCUGAUAUAUUCGUUCUUUAAUCAAUUAAAAAAACCAAAAUCUUCAAGAAAAUGGAAACAAUUUGUGUUCAUUUUACUUAUCACAUUUUUCUUAUCUAUAACACCGGAGCUAUUAAAGAUGUACAAUAAUUCAUAUAAUUUAACAAAUGAUAUGAAUGAUUUAACAACGACAAGUCAAUGGCAGAUAACGGGAAUGGCAUGUGAAGGAUGUCGAUCGGCUAUAAUACAAAGUUUAAAAAAACUGGACGGAAUUUCUUCCAUUGAUAUUGAUUUAAAUACUGGACUAUGUCAAAUAAGACAAAGUAACAAGAUUGUUUUGGAUGAUAAACAGAUUGAAAAUGCAGUGAAGAUCGCUGGAUUUCAAGCAAAAAAAUUAUUAAACAAUAGUUGA
Messenger RNA from Didymodactylos carnosus, 609 nucleotides. The record is from the annotation of a GenBank genome assembly. Lineage: Eukaryota; Metazoa; Rotifera; Eurotatoria; Philodinida; Philodinidae.